Cladophialophora psammophila CBS 110553 is the source of this 1947-nucleotide messenger RNA. RefSeq lists its product as uncharacterized. Lineage: Eukaryota; Fungi; Ascomycota; Eurotiomycetes; Chaetothyriales; Herpotrichiellaceae. Bases 1 to 1947 code for a protein of 648 amino acids. Gene Ontology annotation, molecular function: protein binding. The record is from RefSeq and is a predicted model, not a curated record. The transcript has 2 exons.
AUGGCGUCGGUUACAAGUCUCGAUCAAGACAUGCGCAAACUGCGCCUUGAGCGAUAUACCCCCGGCGCUGCAAAUGAAGUGAGAAACUGGAUCGAAAGCACUCUGGGCGAGAGAUUGUCGUCAGGCGACCUGAUGGAUGCCCUGCGAGACGGGGUAGCUCUUUGCAAGCUUGUCAAUCUCGCCGUGUCCCCCGGCAUCAAAUAUAAACAGUCAAACAUGCCCUUCGUGCAGAUGGAGAAUAUCUCCCACUUCCUCCGCGCUUGCGAGAUUCCGCCGUUGAGUUUGCCUUCUCAUGAUCGCUUCCUCACCGUCGACCUCUACGACUCCAAAGACCCUGCACAAGUCUUACAAUGCAUUGCUGCCUUCAGUCGCAGAGCGAGCCAACUCAAUCCUUCUGCGUUCCCUGCAACCCUAGGAGCAAAGAGCAAAUCGGCCAUGAGUCCACAGGGAACAGGCUCAAGCGGACCGAGAUCUCCCGCUUACACCACUACCACAACUUCGCGACCGCGAGAGUCGAGCAAUGCAAAUGCUGACAGUCCCUCCAUCACAUUCAAUCCCCUCAAUAAGGCCGCCUAUUCCGGACGUGUUAGCCCAACUAAGAACAUCCUAAGUCGGGGAGGGCUGGCUUCCGGCGGCGCGGUUAGCAGCUGGAGCAACAAGACUGACGAGACCAAGACCGCACCCGCGUGGAAUAUUCAUCAAUACGGGUACAUGGGAGGAGCAAGUCAAGGUAACCAAGGGGUUGCUUUCGGCGCACGGAGACAAAUCACCUCUCCUGCGCCCAACGUCCCCAGCCUUGCAGAGAAGGAGAAGCGUCUCAGAGAAGAUGCCGAGAGAAAGCGACUUGAGGCAGAAGAUUUUGAACGGCAGCAGCGCGCUCAACAGGCUGCAGAAGAAGAACAAGCACGCCUAGAAGAAGAGCGCAGAUGGGCGCAUGAAACUCAGCAAUUGAGAGAACAAGAGGCCGCUGCGCAGCGAGACCUUGAGCGACAACGUCUACAAGAGGAAGAACGUGUCCGUCGUGAAGAACAGCGUCGCAAAGAGUUGGCUUAUGAACGUGACCGGGAGCGAGAAGCCCAAGAUAAUGCAGACCGAGAAGCCCGCAUGACCCAGGCACGAAGUCGACAACGCACCGUCAGUGAUGCUCGUCUCAACGGACAAUUUCUCAGUCAAUACCAAGCAGAACAGGCGAGAAGUUCUACCGCCUCGCCCCAUCUGUCAAAGCCCAUCGCUGAGCAAGAGUCAGCUGAAAGUAGACGCAUUGCAGAGCUAGAGCUGCAACUGGAGGAGAUGAAGGCCCAACAGAGACAAAGCCAAUCCGCGCGACCUGUGCCCGAGCCCGAACCCCCAGCUCCUGCGUUACCAAGCAGAACACAAGUUGGCCAAACAAGCCAUGAGGACGACUGGGCAGCAUCAGAGCGCGACUACUUGCAGCAACAAUGGCAGAAAGCCCAGGAUGAUCAACUCCCUCCCAAACCACCGCGUCCUGAACCUACACCGUCAACAUCUUCUCGUCCGUUGCCAGACCCUGCGACCUAUCAGCCCGGCACGAAUCGCACCGACCGUUACCUUGCCUCAAACGCCGCUCCUUAUCAACCAAAUGUUGCGUCCCACCGGCCCCAAGACUUUUCUACCACCACCGAAGUGGACCUUGAAAAUCAACGCCGUAUCCAAUCCCAACAGCGCACGAAAGCGGGUGGCUGGGCCUCGAAAUCCCUCCUCGAGCGGGAAAUGGAGCGUGAGCGAGAACGACAGAGAGAAUGGGAAGAGGCACAGAAGGAUACCGCUUCAAGGGCUAGAGAUAUAAAAGAGGGGAGUGGACCCGGUCAGACCUGGGAUGUCCAUCAGUACGGCUUUAUGGGUGGUGAUAGCCAGAAUCGCGGGGGUCCGGGGCUGGGAGUAGGAGGCGCGAGACGGCAGAUUAUUGGCCCAAGACCGCCGCCCUAG